This is a messenger RNA of Olea europaea var. sylvestris, 1017 nucleotides long. RefSeq names its product F-box/LRR-repeat protein 17-like. Lineage: Eukaryota; Viridiplantae; Streptophyta; Magnoliopsida; Lamiales; Oleaceae. Gene Ontology annotation, molecular function: protein binding. The coding region runs from base 189 to 917 and encodes 242 amino acids. The record is from RefSeq and is a predicted model, not a curated record. The transcript has 2 exons.
AUUCCCUACUGCCGCCCCCUCUCUUUAUUUCUCACCUCGCCCCAUCCACCCCAUCCCAAGCCACCCAUCCCCGUACUCAAGCUGCCUAUACAUACAGUAAUAUAUAUGUACACACACAUAUAUAUAAGCAAUAAGCCAGAUUACUGGUGGUGCAUUAUUUGUUUGGUUGUGUAAAGUACAAAACGAAAAUGCACCGCCACCAACCCCACCCAGCCACUCCCAUCACCGACGCCGACGCUGCUUUCCUAAUAAAGCGUGGCAAGAAGCGGGGAAAUUACUCUUGUGGCAAAUGUGGGUUGCCCAAAAAGGGGCAUAAUUGUCGGUUUACUGAAAACGAUAAAGACUUCAGCCCCGCUUCCACACCCGCCGCCGCCGCCUCCUCCACCACCGUUACCGACUCGGCGCCUGUGGAGGAGUCAGUAGCUUUGAUGUCACCUCGAUCGGUAGUUCGUCCUCCUCCUCCUACGAGGCUCCGGCGAGCUCUAUCGUUUGAGGAUAUUAGUGUUGAUGACUCUGUGGUGGAGGAUGUCAGGAACAAAAUUGAACCGGAAAUGGAGUUGAGUGUUGAUGUUUCAGGGUCGGGGAUGUUACCCGGGAGUUGUUUGUGGGAGGUGCUAAGGAGGCUGCCGCCGGCUGGAUUAUUGUCGGCGGCGAGAGUUUGUAAAGGGUGGUGUGAUAUUACUAGGAGGUUUUGGCGAGCGGCUGAGGAGAUCCGGCUUAGGGUUCCGUCCAGUGCUCAGAUUGGGUUUUUUGGAUCCAUGUUGCAGAAGUGUCCUGGACUUGUAAGACUGUCUCUUAAGAUGGAGAGUGAUGUGGAUGCAACGAUCCUGGCCUGCAUUGCUUUCUCCUGUCCUAAUCUGCAGUCGUUGGAGAUUUUUAUGUCCGGUAACUCUUCCAAUCGGAUCACUGGGUAUUAACUUUAAACUUUCCAACUGUGAUAAAUACUUUUGUUUAUGUUUUAACCUGACAUGUCCAUUAGCUAUAGAUUUUUUGUUAUGAAAUUCAGAAACAUCUCAC